AUGGCAUUGGAAAGGUUGUCAAUUAGAGACAGAACAACAGUUGGCCGAUUCCCAGAAGUCACUCUGGGUUGGGAUGAAGCACAACCAGACAAAGAGGAGUUGGUGGAGAAAGAGGAGGGGAGGUGUCGUAGGUGGCUACGUAAAGUCUGCCCUUGCUGUUGCCGCAGAGGGAGUGACGAUGAUAAUGUCACAGAUAUAGUGGUCACAGAUGACGGAGGAGAAAAGCCUCCAAUCGAUGGCCAUGAGCUGGAUGACCUGAUGCUGACAGUGCGUUCCAUAGAUCUUCUUAAAUCCAAAUCCGGCCCAAACUGCACGGAGCACCACACUGACCGUUACCAUGGUGACAACCUUAUCAUUCGCAGAGGGCAAACAUUUCAGAUGUGGCUGGAGCUCUCGCGACCAUAUGACCCAAAGACAGACAAACUUCACCUGGAGCUGAAGAUGGGCCACCUUCCAGUGGUGUCAAAGGGAACCCAUGUCAUCAUCCCAUUGGUGGAGGAGUUAGAAGAUGAACGCUGGGAAGCUAAGAUUGUCGAGAGGAGUGGUAGCCGGCUGAGACUGUCUGUCAACUCCUUGCCAACAGCAGUGAUUGGUCGAUACAAAUUCACGGUGGUGACGCAUAGUCCCAAGGGCGAGAGCACUUCAGCAUACGACCCUGCCAACGAUAUCUAUAUGCUGUUCAAUCCAUGGUGUGAAGAUGACAUUGUGUAUAUGGAUAAUGAAGAAGAGAGGAAAGAGUAUGUUCUGAAUGAUGUAGGCAGAAUUUACUAUGGCACAGAGAGCCAAAUUGGGGCCAGAACGUGGAACUUUGGACAGUUUAAUGAGGGGAUGCUGGAUGCCUGUCUGUAUGUUCUGGAGAAGAGCGGUGUACCUGAAUCCGGUUGGGGUGACCCGGUGAAUGUUGUCAGAGUCAUUUCUGCCAUGAUUAACUCACCCAACGAUGGUGGGGUGUUGGAGGGGAACUGGUCAGGUAACUACGCAGGUGGCACUUCUCCCACUGUGUGGAGUGGCAGUGUGGACAUUCUCAAACAGUACUAUCAGAGCAAAGGAUCCACUGUCAGAUACGGCCAGUGCUGGGUCUUCUCUGGGGUCACCACCACAGUGAUGAGGUGUUUUGGAAUCCCCUCUCGCAGUGUUACAAACUUUAACUCAGCCCAUGACACCGAUGUGUCCUUGACCACAGACAUUUAUCUGGAUGAAAACUUGGAGCCCAUUGAUGCUCUCAAUGCUGACUCAGUCUGGAACUUUCAUGUGUGGAAUGACUGUUGGAUGGCUCGUCCAGACCUGCCUCCAGGUAUGGGGGGUUGGCAGGUGGUUGAUACCACCCCACAGGAGACCAGCCAGGGCCUGUUCCGCUGUGGCCCAGCCUCUGUCGCCGCCGUACGCAACGGCCACGUCUACCUCAAACACGACACGCCUUUCGUUUUUGCAGAGGUGAACAGUGAUAAGAUCUACUGGCAGAGGAAUGCUGAUAGCACUUUCACUCAGAUUCACAGUGAGAAAAACGCUGUGGGCCAUUUCAUCAGCACCAAGGCUGUGGGUUCAGACGAACGCGCUGACAUCACACACCUCUACAAAUACCCAGAAGGCUCAGAGGAGGAGCGGAUCGCCGUGGAGACGGCCUGUCGCUACGGUACUAAGCCACACACUUACUCUUCCCCCACCGCAAAGGACGUGACCAUUGAGGUGACAAUGGAGGGUGAGGGUCCUCGGAUGGGCAACGAUGCUGAGCUGACCAUUACACUUCAAAACACAAGUGCGCAGUCACGCAGUGUCACAAUCCACAGCCAGGUGUCAGUCAUGUACUACACGGGCGUGCUGAAGGGAAUUGUCAAGAAGGACAAGGUUCCAAUCGAACUCCAACCAAAUGAAGUUCAAACUUUGGAGUGGGGCCUUCUGUACAAGGAUUACCAAGACCAGCUAGUGGACCAGGCUGCACUGAUGCUCAUGCUGUCAGGCCGCGUCAACGAAACCAAACAGGUUCUGGCCACUCAGUUCAUCUUCCGGCUCCGGACCCCAGAUCUUGCCAUUACUCCCGUUGGAGCUGCUGUUGUAGGGAAAGAGAUGGCGGCUAAGAUUGUGUUCACAAACCCACUUCCACGCACGCUGAAGAAUGUGGUGUUCCGUGUGGAGGGGCUAGGGCUCCAGAACGUACGAGAGAUUUCGUACGGUGACAUAGCCAGCCGCUCUACUGUAAGUCUGACAGAGAAGUUUGUUCCCACGCUGCCAGGGCCCCGGAAGCUGGUGGCCUCCUUGCACUGUCGGCAACUCACCCAAGUUCAUGGAGUGGCUGACAUUGUGGUGAAGGAAAAGUGA
Molecule: messenger RNA, 2316 nt
Organism: Chanos chanos (milkfish)
Lineage: Eukaryota; Metazoa; Chordata; Actinopteri; Gonorynchiformes; Chanidae
Gene: tgm1
Product: transglutaminase 1, K polypeptide
Exons: 13
Coding region: 1-2316 (771 amino acids)
Biological process (GO): peptide cross-linking
Molecular function (GO): protein-glutamine gamma-glutamyltransferase activity
Source: RefSeq, a predicted model, not a curated record